Molecule: messenger RNA, 2640 nt
Organism: Rhineura floridana
Lineage: Eukaryota; Metazoa; Chordata; Lepidosauria; Squamata; Rhineuridae
Gene: RBM23
Product: RNA binding motif protein 23
Exons: 16
Coding region: 383-1771 (462 amino acids)
Biological process (GO): mRNA processing
Cellular component (GO): nucleus
Molecular function (GO): RNA binding
Source: RefSeq, a predicted model, not a curated record
AGACAGGCUGGCCUUCGCUUUCAGCCAGGUGGAGGCUGGUGUUGCCGGUGAGGGGGUGAUGAUUGGUUUCUGUCACAGCCAAUAAGCCCAAAGAAGUGGUGUGGGCCCGGCUGCUGUUGUCAUGGCAACUGCACAGCGCAUGCCAGCCACCCCUCCUCCCCCGUUUUUCGGAGGAGUUUAGUGACCUUCGACUUCUGCCUGGAAAGAGGCCUCUUCACGACAAUAAACAAGUACUGAGCGACCAAUCAGGCAUUCGCUUGCAAGCUGAAGGCCUCAUCCAAUCAGCUCAGGCUGUGAUCGAAUUCUUUGUCUGCUAGAAGCCCUUCUCCACUAGCAGCUCCUGUGUCUCGGGGUGGAGGGGAGCCCCCCAUUUGGGCCAGCCAUGGAUCCGGCGUUCCCCAAUCCAUCCCAGGACCCAAGCCAAGAGGACGGCAUGGCCUCGGAUGACUUUGAUAUUGUGAUAGAGGCCAUGCUGGAGGCCCCAUACAAGAAAGAGGAGGCCCAGCCAGGACCCUCAAAGCCACCAGCCGAUCCCCCCACAGCACAGCCACCACAGGAGGAGCAAGGAAAAGAUGUAAAGAAAGAAAACGCCCCCAGCAGCAGCGGGGAAAGCAGCAGCAAAAAGAAGAAGAGCAGGAGUCGUAGCAGGAGCCGUGACCACAGACACAGCCGCAGUCGGGACCGAGAGCGCCAUCGCAGGCGCAGCCGUAGCCGGGAUCGCCGUCACCGGAGCAGAAGCCGCCAUCGGAGCCGCAGCCGGGAUCGUCGGCGGGGCAGCAGAUCUCGCAGCAGAGAGCGGCGGCGAGACGAGAGAGUGCGCUACCGUAGCCCACCACCCCCUGGGCGUCGGUUUGGACACAGCAAGAGUCCCUUGUACAGAGAGAAAAGCCCCCUCCGGGAGCCCUUGGGCAGCUUGAGCCCAGAGGAGCGCGAUGCCCGCACCGUCUUCUGCAUGCAGCUGGCUGCUCGCAUUCGUCCACGUGACCUUGAAGACUUUUUCUCUGCGGUUGGCAAGGUGCGUGAUGUGCGGAUCAUCUCUGACCGAAACUCUCGCCGCUCCAAGGGCAUCGCCUAUGUGGAGUUCUGUGAGAUCCAGUCAGUACCGUUGGCUAUUGGGCUGACAGGGCAGCGCCUCCUAGGUGUACCCAUCAUUGUCCAAGCCUCCCAGGCGGAGAAGAACCGGCUGGCGGCCAUGGCUAACAACCUCCAGAAAGGCAGUGGGGGGCCCAUGCGGCUCUAUGUUGGCUCCCUUCACUGUAACAUCACCAAAGAGAUGCUGCGUGGGAUCUUUGAGCCCUUUGGCAAGAUUGACAGCAUUGUACUGAUGCGUGACCAGGAUACUGGACAGUCCAAGGGUUAUGGCUUCAUCACGUUUGCAGAGGCAGAGUGUGCCCGGCGUGCCCUGGAGCAGCUGAAUGGUUUUGAGCUGGCUGGCCGACCCAUGCGGGUAGGGCAAGUGACUGAACGGCUGGAUGGCACUACCGAUAUCACCUUCCCUGAUGGUGGUGACAAGCCUGACCGGGCAGCCCUUAAUCUCAGCACCACUGGUUCCCAGCUGCAGCUCAUGGCCAAACUGGCAGAAGGUUCUGGGAUCCCAUUGUCGACUACAGCAGCGGCUCAGGCGGCCCUGCAGCUCAAUGGAGCGAUACCCCUGGGAGCACUAAACCCGGCUGCCCUGACAGCUCUCAGCCCGGCACUGAACUUGGCUUCACAGACGUUGGCCUCCCAGUGCUUCCAGCUUUCGGGCCUCUUCACUCCCCAGACAAUGUAACACAGCCUGGUUUCCCCCCUGCCCUCCCUCACCCAUGGAGCCAGGAGGGGAAUGAUCAUCUCCUCACCAUCACCACCUCACCACCCUCAUUGGAUGCACGGCAGAGAGGGAUGGACUCUGAAGGAACACCCCACCUUCCCUUGGGGCACCUUCUCAGUUGAAUGCGAACUGAUUUUAUUCUCAUUUCCUUCCCACCAGGAGUUUGGCGGGGAGGGGGGUGUUGGUGUUCUUUCCCUUGGUUCUGGAAUCAUAAUUGGAUGGGGUACAUUAUUCCCCACGUGGAACCCUCAGGGGGACCAGGGACCCAUUUCCCCCACAAACGUGGGAUUGCAGCAUCUCUCUUUAUUUUUGCCUUCCGGCAGGGCCCAGAUAGGACUGCAAUGUCGGGGGUGUCACAUUUGCCAUUCCUCUUUUCCCACCCCUCCAAUGGCGUGUUGUGGGUAUUUCCUGGGUGGCUUCCGGAAGUGGCUUACCGCAGAUGGGUGUGUGUUGUACAUAGAAGAGAGGGAGGUAAUGGGGGAGAGUCAAGAACCAGCAUUUGGGUGGGAGGCCUGGCCCUGAAGGGAUACCCCCCUUCCCAAGCAGUGUUUCGUUAUCCCCUCUCAAUCUCUCUGAGGUUGCAUAUAGUGUGGGGAUGUCGUCCCGUUCCUCCCUUUCCCCCAACCCUCCUUUUUCUUGAGUCUGUAUCCUCUUAUUGGUGUUCCCAUUUUCUGCUCCACCUUCCCUUAAGAGUCCUUUGGAUCACCACUUUUUCCCCAUUCCUAAACUUCAGAGGUGUAUUUUGGUUUUCUUUUGAUCUGUCUCUUAAUUUUGUUUUCUUUUUUCCCUCUCUUUUGCUUAUAAAUGAAUAAUAAAAGUCACGAAAUGUA